This is a messenger RNA of Carassius auratus (goldfish), 896 nucleotides long. It is a transcript of the gene ccl25b, whose product is annotated as chemokine (C-C motif) ligand 25b. Gene Ontology annotation, molecular function: chemokine activity. Gene Ontology annotation, biological process: immune response. Gene Ontology annotation, cellular component: extracellular region. Lineage: Eukaryota; Metazoa; Chordata; Actinopteri; Cypriniformes; Cyprinidae. The transcript has 4 exons. The record is from RefSeq and is a predicted model, not a curated record. Bases 143 to 445 code for a protein of 100 amino acids.
UAGGCAAAAUUUGAAGGGGGGGGGGCGUGGCCGAGGCUCAGGUUUGUUGCUAUAAAAAGCGACACGAGCGAAACAGAGCUGGAGAUAAGAGCAGCUUCAGCCGUGAAGAAAACCUCAUUCUUCGGAGAAUCUCUAAGCUUACAUGGAAACAAAGCAUUCAAACAUGAAGUUUCAAAUCCUGUUUUUUCUCCUGCUGCUGGCUUGCGUGCAUCACAGUGUGGCACAAGGUUCCUAUGAAAACUGCUGUUUGAAGUAUGCGCAUGUCAAGAGGAACCUCAACAAAUUUAUCGUGAGUUUCAGAGAGCAGAAAACCGACGGAGGAUGUAACAUUCCUGCUGUUGUCUUGAAGCUGAGGAAUUCAAGGGAGAUCUGUGUUGAUCCGAGAGUAAAAUGGGUUAAUCAAUUGAUACAGAAAAGGAGUGAGGACAACACUUCCAAAAUGUAGUGUUUCAGAGGCAGCUUUGACCACGCCACCACAGACCAAACUGUAUUAUGUUUAUAACACACUAAUGUAACAGUAUGUAGUUUCUACCACUAUCAAUCCUGCUGAUUCAUAUUUUCUACACCUAUGAAUUGUUAUCUUCAUGCAGAGGUUCAUAAUGAACUGUAUAUGGUCUGCUUCUGUUCAUUGUAUUAGAACAAUAUGAAUGUACGAACUGUGAAUGUUUGUUCUCUUUUUCUCCAAGCUUCAUUAUGCAUCUUUUUACACUUUAUGUAUAUAUAUAUAUUUUUUGUAUGUUUUAGUCAAAUAUAACCUGUGAACCGCAUUGCCUACAUGUAAGUGUGUGUGUGUGUGUGUGUGUGUGUGUGUGUGUCUGUGUGAUUCAGUGUGUAUAAGAGGCAGUAUACAUUUAAAGCAUUUUUUAUAAUAAAGAGUUGGAGUUGUGCAUUUAAAU